AUGGUGCAAGCGCCCAUGAUAUCCAGUCCGCUCAAGACAACAUCGGAGGUGAGCUGGGAGGAGCCCCUGUCUCAGUAUAUACGCACAAGCUAUGGAGACGACCCCAGCAAAUAUCGUGAAGAGAUUGGAACGCUGAACAGGUUACGGCAAGACAUGAGGGGGGCUGGCGCCGACUCAGCAUCGGGAAGGGACCUGCUUUACAGAUACUAUGGGCAACUAGAGCUGCUGGACCUCCGGUUCCCUAUCGACGAAGCACACAUCAAAAUCUCAUUUCAGUGGUUUGACGCUUUCACCCGCGCCUCCACGUCGCAAUACUCACUGGCCUUCGAGAAGGCAUCCGUCAUCUUCAACAUAGCCGCUGUCUUGUCCUGCCAUGCAGCCGCUCAGAAUCGCUCCGAGGACAAGGACCUCAAGACAGCCUAUCAUUCGUUUCAGGCAUCUGCUGGCAUGUUCACCUAUAUCAACGAAAACUUCCUCCACGCACCCUCCACUGAUUUGAACCGGGAGACCAUUAAAACCCUCAUCAACAUUGUUCUAGGUCAGGCGCAGGAAGUCUUUAUGGAAAAACAAAUCCGCGACGGAAAGAAGCCAGCAUUACUGGCCAAACUUGCCGCGCAAGCACAAUUCCUUUACAGCCAGGCGAAAGAGGGUCUCGAAUCUGAUCAUGCGCGAGGGGUGUUUGAGCCUUCCUGGUUCAAACUGAUUCAGAUCAAAACGUUACACUUUUCUUCACUAGCAGAGUACUAUCAGGCAUUGGCUGAAGAAGAGACCAGUCAGCAUGGAUCUGCGGUGGCGCGAUUACAACUGGCGGAGAAGUCAAGCAAGCAAGCCUACUCAUUCGCAAAGGCUUUUCCCUCAUCACCACCCUCUGCUUCAAAUCUCGGGUCCGACACCGCUUCAACGCUGCAGUCAAUUACCCGAAGACAGAUGGAGAGUGUACAAGAGAAGCUGGUAUCUUCAGUCAAAGACAACGAUUUCAUCUAUCAUCAAACAGUGCCGCCGGAAGCGUCCUUGUCCCCGGUCACCAAAGUUCCAGCAGCAAAGGCCAUUCCCCUGUCCGAGCUAUAUCAAGGACAAGAUAUUCAAAGAAUCAUCGGGCCGGACAUUUUUCAGAAAAUUGUCCCUAUGUCAGUCACAGAAUCAGCAAGUAUGUACGACGAGGAGAAGGCAAAGUUAAUUCGAUCCGAGGCUGAGAAGGUCGAACAAGCAAACGGGGAGAUGGCCGCGAGUCUCGAUUACCUCAAGCUUCCCAACAGUCUCAAUGUUUUGAAGGGCGGUCUGGAACAAGAAAUGGGCGUCGAGAGGGAGUUUGAGCAAUGGUGUCAAGAACUGGCGAACCACCAGCCUUUUACCACGGCCUUUGAACAACUACAAAGAGACAAGCAGACUGUUUUGGACAGUUUGUCCAAGAGCACGAAACAACUUGACAUGGAAGAGAGUGUCUGCGAAAAGAUGCGAUCCAAGUAUGGGGCCGAUUGGACGCAGCAGCCGAGUUCCAGGUUGACGUCAACGCUCAGGGCCGAUAUCAAGAGCUACCGCGACACCGUGGACGAGGCUGGAAACAGUGAUGCGCAGCUGUUUUCGACAGCGCGCCAGUACGAAAACGAUUUUGAGGAGAUGCGUAAUGCGGGUGAACAUGGCGAGGCCGACGUUCUUUAUCAACAAGCAUUAAUUAAGGCUGGAUCUGGGUCGAAAACCAGAGGCAGAGAAGAUGAAGGUACGCUUCUCGACGAGGAUUAUGGAGAGGGAGGCCUGUCUGUUGGAGACCAGAUCGCGAAGGUCGAAGAUCUUCUACGGAAGCUCAAUCUCGUGAAACGCGAACGGAUGCAGGUUCUGAAAGAUCUCAAGGAGAAAGUCCACACCGACGACAUAUCAAAUGUACUCAUUCUGAACAAGAAGGCCAUUGCAAACCAAGAAAACCAAUUGUUCGAAGCCGAGCUCGAGAAGUUCCGAUCUCACCAGAAUCGGCUCAUCUCGACCGUCCACAAACAGUCCUCGUUGCUGAAAGAAUUGACCAAGACAUACGGCGACUUGCUGCAAGACAAACGAGUCCGAUCGGACCAGCAGAGGUACGAUGCGGUACAAAAGAGCAAGAGUAGUGUCAUGAACAGGUACCGAAGAAUAUUCAACGCGCACGAGGAUCUGAUCCAGGGGCUCAUGCGUGCGCAAGGAUUCUACAGCGAAAUGAAGGAGAGUGUCGACAGUUUGGAGAAGAACGUUGAUUCCUUCGUCAGCAACCGCAGAGCAGAGGGAGCGCAACUGCUUCAUCAAAUCGAGCAGACGAAGAACAGUUCAGCCGAUGGCCAAGCUGCUGCCGAGCAAAAGCGAAUGCAAGAGUUGAUGAAUCGCUUGUCGAUGGAACCAAAACCAACGUCGCCUUCGCAACCAGAGCCUCCGGCUCUUCCUCCUCUACCACCAAUAACUGCGUCGAGAUCCCCAGUACCGGUUUCACCAACACACCCUACCACAAAUGCCGACCCGCGGUUUACGAUCCCUCCUCGUCAUUCGCCGGCGCCGGUUAUACCCAACGGAUAUUCCAAUCAAUUUCAGCAGCCUCCUUCGCAGCCAACGAACCCGUCGCCGGUUGGUUCCCAACAUGCCUUUGCCCAAGGGGCAGCGGCGCCCCUUUCCUCAGGCUACAACCCCAUGGCUUACCCUGAAAGGUCCGUUACAUCACCGAACCAGCAGCCGGCUUCGUACGGCUUCUCGCCAAUCACCUCUCCCCCGCCCGGUUCGAUGAACACAUAUUUUUCGCAACCCGGCCAAGGUCACCAACCACUGGCAUUCACUUCCCCAAGCCACCAGUAUCCUCAGUACCCCUUCCCUCCCCAUCAACCGGGCGCACCUCCGCAAGGUGCCCCCUAUCAAAGUCCCUCGCCGCAUCCACAGGCACCCCAGUCCCAACCACCGUACCAGCAACACCCGUCUUAUCAGCCCUCGCCGUCCCCGUACAACAUACCUCAAAAUUACGUCCCUCCCCCUCCACCACCGGGCCCACCUGGCGGAGGCUCCACGACACAGUACCCCCCUAACCCGUCAGGAGUUUGGGCGAGCGGACCAGGCGGGUACGCGAACUAUACCCACCCCAUCAGGUAUGGGCAACAGAGUCAGCAGCAAAGUCAACCUCAGCUUCAAGGGCAGACGCAGCAGGCGCAAGCUGGGAGUAAUGGGAAUGCAGGAGGACAGGAGCAGGAUCCAUGGGCCGGGUUAAGUGCAUGGAAGUAG
Messenger RNA from Fonsecaea multimorphosa CBS 102226, 3225 nucleotides. RefSeq lists its product as uncharacterized. The coding region runs from base 1 to 3225 and encodes 1074 amino acids. The transcript has a single exon. Gene Ontology annotation, biological process: protein transport to vacuole involved in ubiquitin-dependent protein catabolic process via the multivesicular body sorting pathway. Lineage: Eukaryota; Fungi; Ascomycota; Eurotiomycetes; Chaetothyriales; Herpotrichiellaceae. Gene Ontology annotation, cellular component: endosome. The record is from RefSeq and is a predicted model, not a curated record. Gene Ontology annotation, molecular function: protein binding.